UUCUUUUAACCUGGCUGCCUUUGAAGAAGUGACUCAGACAUCCUCAUGGCCUGUAAAGAUGCACAGAACCAAAGAAGUAGAGGUCUGCCUGGCUUUCUUCCUGGAGCUCCAGACCCUGAACGCAGCUUUCACCUCUCACUUCCCAGUCCAGAAAACCAAGUGUGGCAGCCAGCUCUCUCUCCGCCAGGCAGCCUCCCUCCUGGGCUAGAAUAUUUAAGCCAGUUAGACCUGAUAAUUAUACACCAGCAGGUGGAGCUUCUUGGAAUGAUACUUGGCACUGAGACCUCCAACAAAUAUGAGAUUAAAAACAGUUUGGGACAAAGAAUUUACUUUGCAGUGGAGGAAAGCAUCUGCUUCAAUCGUACUUUCUGUUCUACGCUUCGAGCUUGCACUCUGAAGGUCAUGGAUAACUCAGGUCGGGAGGUGAUUACAGUAAACAGACCGUUGAGGUGUAACAGCUGCUGGUGCCCUUUCUACCUGCAAGAGUUAGAAAUUCAAGCCCCUCCUGGUACUAUAGUUGGUUAUGUUGCACAGAAGUGGGACCCCUUUCUGCCUAAAUUCACAAUCCAAAAUGCAAACAAAGAAGAUAUUUUGAAACUUGUUGGUCCUUGUGCAACAUGUGGCUGUUUUGGCGAUGUGGAUUUUGAGGUGAAGACCAUUAAUGAAAAACUUACAAUUGGGAAGAUUUCAAAGUACUGGUCAGGAUUUGUAAAUGACGUCUUUACCAAUGCUGACAACUUCGGAAUUCAUGUGCCCGCAGAUUUAGAUGUGACAGUCAAAGCAGCAAUGAUUGGUGCUUGUUUUCUCUUUGAUUUUAUGUUCUUUGAACAUUCACUGGCUGGAUUAUAACAAGCAAGAUGACACAAACGAUUAAGUAUGCAAGAACAUGUUUCAAAAUCCCUUGGGCUCUGGAUUUCAUUUCUGAAUGGUUUGCAUAUUUGCUUUUUUGUAACAAAUGUUAAUUGUUAUAUUUAUUAAAGCAUAAUGUAAUGAAGCAAUUAUCUGCUUAUCAAUGCAUGUUAGCUAAAGAAAAGAUUACUGGCCUGAGCACAGGGUUGCUUUGAGAGACUGUCAUUCUUUUUAAGCCUUUUGAAGUUGUUGCAUGGGUAAGCAUGAAAGAUGAGAACUAAGGCUUGCAGCAUCACUGAUGAAAAUUCUAUGUUUAGAGAGCACUUUGAAGUUUUUCUGGUACUAAGGCUGGUAA
Messenger RNA from Hyaena hyaena (striped hyena), 1204 nucleotides. It is a transcript of the gene PLSCR5, whose product is annotated as phospholipid scramblase family member 5. Bases 46 to 849 code for a protein of 267 amino acids. Gene Ontology annotation, cellular component: plasma membrane. Gene Ontology annotation, biological process: plasma membrane phospholipid scrambling. The record is from RefSeq and is a predicted model, not a curated record. Lineage: Eukaryota; Metazoa; Chordata; Mammalia; Carnivora; Hyaenidae. The transcript is spliced from 8 exons. Gene Ontology annotation, molecular function: phospholipid scramblase activity.